This is a messenger RNA of Calliphora vicina (urban bluebottle blowfly), 3070 nucleotides long. RefSeq names its product WD repeat-containing protein 36. The coding region runs from base 94 to 2853 and encodes 919 amino acids. Gene Ontology annotation, biological process: rRNA processing. Gene Ontology annotation, cellular component: small-subunit processome; Pwp2p-containing subcomplex of 90S preribosome. NCBI's taxonomy places the organism in Eukaryota, Metazoa, Arthropoda, Insecta, Diptera, Calliphoridae. Gene Ontology annotation, molecular function: protein binding. The record is from RefSeq and is a predicted model, not a curated record. The transcript has 5 exons.
UGACAAGUUCCGCGUGUUUUCAAUAAUUUUUUUUAGGAAUUUUGUGUUAAAAUAAAUAAAACAAAGUGAAAAUCCUACUAAAAAUAUAAAAAAAUGACAAACUUAGGAGAAAAAAAUGAAAUAGAUGAAAACCAUCAAGUAAAACAUCGUGAUAGUAGUGUGAUUUUUCGACGCAAUCGUGCUUUGGGAUAUGUAAGCAAUCAUAUUCCAGCCGUGGUACGUUAUAUACAGCGUCGUAAAGAUAAUUUGAUAACAACAUGCAUUGGACGUUCCUUUCAAGUAUACACCUCUAAUCAUUUCCGCUUGCUGCAUGUCAGUGGACAACAUCCAGAUGAUAUUACCGCCCUGGCCACAGAUCGUUUUCAUAUUUAUACAGCCAGUAAUAAAUGUAUUUAUGCCUGGCGUGCUGGCAAGCAUGUAAGACACAUCUAUAGGGGCCACACAAAAAAUGUUCAUUUACUUUUGCCAUUUGCUAAGCAUUUAAUUGCUGUGGAUGAGGCCAACGUGCUGAAAGUUUGGGACAUUUUAAAGGAAGAAGUGUACUUGGAAGUGCCUUUUAAUGUGGAAGAAUUUCAAAUUACUGCCAUUGCCCAUCCACCUACAUAUGUCAAUAAAGUUGUGUUGGGCUCGAGACAGGGUCAAUUAAAGAUAUGGAACCUUAAAGACAAUCGUUUAGUUUAUACAUUUACUGGUCACCCCAGCCGUGUGACCUGCAUUGAACCAGCGCCUGCUAUUGAUGUAGUGGCUGUAGGUCAUCAAGAUGGUACUAUUAUUGUUAUGAAUUUGAAGUUUGAUGAAACCAUAAUGGAAUUCACGCAAGAUUGGGGAGCUGUAUCGAAAAUUACUUUCCGUACCGAUGGUCCACCAAUUAUGGCUUCAGCUAGUACUAACGGUUAUAUUGCAUUUUGGAAUUUGGAGGAAAAGAAGAUUACUAGCCAACUGCAAGCCCAUGAAGAUUCUGUCACUACCGCUAUUUGCAUGCCAAAUGAACCAUUAAUCCUCACCACAUCUCCUGACAAUUCAAUGAAAUUGUGGAUUUUUGAUUUAUCGGAUGGAGGAGCCCGCAUGUUGCGCAUACGUGAGGGACACAAUGCACCACCUAUGUGCAUACGUUAUCAUGGUAGUAAUGGUCAAACCAUAUUAUCCUCUGGAGAGGAUAGUUCCCUAAGAGCAUUUAGUAUCAUAUCGGAAUCUUUAAACAAAAGUUUGGGAAAAGCUAGUUAUAAUAAAAAGUCAUCGAAAAAGAAAAAUCGCUUCCAAGUGGACCAUUACCGUAUGCCACCAAUUGUAGAAUUUACCACAGAAUUGACACGCGAAAAGGAAUGGGACAAUAUAGCGGCCAUACACAUGGGUACAGUACACACAACCACAUGGUCAUUUCAUAAAAAUCGUAUGGGUGAACAUCAUUUGAUACCCAAACAAUUCACCAAUAAAAAUCGUGUUGAUUUUAAGGCCGAAACAACAUGUGUUACCUUAACGCAUUGUGGUAAUUUCGUUAUUAUUGGUUAUUCCAGUGGUGAUGUGGAACGUUUUAAUAUACAAUCUGGCCAUCACAGAGCUACUUAUGGUAAUCCUGCUCAUAGAGCAGCCAUACGUGGAGUGGCUUGUGAUAAUCUAAAUCAGGUGGUGGUUACCGGUUGCAGUGAUGGUUUCCUGAAGUUUUGGCACUUUAAACAAAUUUCUGAUAAACCUCUAGCUAAAAUGCAGUUGAAAGAUGGUAUUUCCCUAAUACGUUGUCAUCGUGAAAGUGCCAUGAUUGCAGUAGCUUUGGUAAACUUCACCAUACUAGUUAUUGAUUUGGAUACCAAAGUGGUGAUACGUAAAUUUGAGGGUCAUGCGGCAAAAAUCAAUGAUGUUACCUUUAGCCCUGACAGUCGUUGGCUGAUAUCAGCCUCUAUGGAUGCAACUAUUAAGAUCUGGGACAUACCCUCAUCCUAUAUGAUUGAUCAAUUCCGGGUGGAAAAACCUUGUGUGUCUCUGACAAUGUCCCCAACGGGAGAUUUCCUAGCCACUGCUCAUGUCAAUAAUUUGGGCAUUUAUUUGUGGGCUAACAAAAUGUUAUUCAGCCAAAUAUCUCUGCGUUCCAUUAAUCCUAAAGCAGAAGCCCCCUAUGUGGGUCUACCAUCGAAUGUGGCGGAUGAAUUGAGCCUGGAAGAAGCCGUAGAUGAACUAUCCAUGGAUGUUGAUGACGAGGAAGAAUUGGGCGAAGAGAUCGCUUUGAAAUAUGAAACACCUGAUCAAUUAUCCAAGGAGUUGAUUACAAUGUCCGGUUUGGCAGCCUCUAGAUGGCAAAAUCUUUUAGAUUUAGAAAUAAUCAAAAGACGCAACAAACCCAAGGCACCACCUAAAGCACCCAAACAAGCUCCCUUCUUCCUGCCCACAGUGGCUGGUUUAGAAAUGAAAUUCGAUGUUACCGCCAAUUCAGACGAUGAGUCCAGGGUACUGAAGGCAACAUCUCUCAAUAAUCUAACAAAUUUUGGCAAAUUAUUAGAAGUUACCGCCUCCACCCAAGACUAUGAGAAAUGUGUGCAACAUCUUAAACUACUAGGACCUUCAAUGAUUGACUUUGAGGUGAAAUCUUUACAUCCGAUUGGUGGUGGCACCGUCAAGGCCAUGGUAGAGUUCUUAAAAACCCUCAAACACAUGUUUGAAUCAAAACAAAACUUCGAACUAGCUCAAUCAUAUUUAAGUGUAUUUCUACGUUCGCAUGGUUUAAAUUUAGUUGAAAUGCCCGAAGUAAUGUCCAGUUUACAGGAAUUGUCUGACAUACAAGAAAAUUCGUGGAAACAACUAGAAGAGAAACUCAUGUAUGGCAUGGGAGUGGUAGCAGCCUUAAGAAAUUUUGUACAAUAACCCCCAGUAACACGAAUUCUGGUUAUGUGUUAACUAAUAGUUAUACUGACAGUUUUCAUACAAAAAUAAUUUUAACCGACAGUAUAACUAUUAGUUAAGGCUUAACCAGACUUCGUGUUAAUAGGGGUAAGUGUAAUAGUUUUAUAAAAAAAAAAUUAAGUUUAUCGAAAUGUUUAUAAAUUCGUUUAUAAAAAAAUAAAACAAACAAAAAAGAAAA